This is a messenger RNA of Pterocles gutturalis (yellow-throated sandgrouse), 1062 nucleotides long. RefSeq lists its product as uncharacterized. Bases 1 to 1062 code for a protein of 353 amino acids. NCBI's taxonomy places the organism in Eukaryota, Metazoa, Chordata, Aves, Pterocliformes, Pteroclidae. The record is from RefSeq and is a predicted model, not a curated record. Gene Ontology annotation, biological process: regulation of apoptotic process. The transcript has 5 exons.
AUGGAAGAGAUUUCCAUCGUGUCCAACCUGACUGCGCAGAGUCCCGGGGAAAGCAAAAAUCGGGCUGAAAAUGUUGUUUUUCUCUGCAGCAGCGUGCAGGCUCUGGCUGGGGAGAAGCCUCCGUGUGAUGUGGGGAUGCAGCCAUCGGGCAAGAUUCUCUCGCUGGACAAGCAAGGGGCCAAGAAAGUGCUGGAGAUCUACGUCAGGCGCUCGCUGAGCUGCUGCGAAACCUCGCUGGGGGCCAAGGAGGGAGGCAGAAGGCGAGGGAGGAAGGCAGGUGGGCUGCAACGGUCGAAAAGUGACUUUUGCAAGUAUUCGUGUGCCAAACUUGGCCCCAGGAAGGACCAGGAGGAGGGACCCAAAGCACCAGAGCUGGAUGAGACUCUGGAUGAUGAGAGCAAAGCUCCUGGGGAGGUCCCUAAAGAGGAGAUGGAGCCCAAGAAGAAAAGCACAAAAAACUCUUCCCAGCGCAAAACCCAACGCACCUGGUUCAAAAGCGUCUUGAAUUUCCUCCUCAAGAAGAGCCCUGAGGAGCAGAAGGAAAAUACGGCAGACGUGGAGCAGCCUGACGGUUACUACGCACGAGUCUCGGAAGAGAUCGGGCUGAUCGUGCAGGGCAGCGAGAGCCAGGGGAGCAGAGCACGAGGACGCGGGGAGCCGCCGCGGCCGGCCAGCGCUGAUGGGGUCGACGAAGCCAUCAGGAGAAUCGUCGCCCUGCUCCAGAGCGCAGGAGAUGAGCUGGACAGGCAGCUGAAGGAAGAUGCACAGCUACGGACGUUCUUCAGGGACAUGUCCUACAGCUCCUUCAAGAACUUGGCCGAUGCCUACGUCCGCAAGGAAAUGACAAUGGCCAGCAGACCCGACGUCAACCCCCAAGAGAUCCAGUUUGCCUUCGCCGUGCACCUCACCGCCAGGGUGGCCGGCAUCUGCAACCAGGCGGUCAACAGGAUCAUGGGCUUCGGCACGCGCUACCUGGAGGAUUCCUUUGCACCCUUGUCCUACAGCAAAAUUCUCCAGGACAGAGAGAAGUUCAGCACAGACAAGUGCGAGAGCCCAGACUGA